This is a messenger RNA of Bombyx mori (domestic silkworm), 4748 nucleotides long. RefSeq names its product transmembrane protein 94. Gene Ontology annotation, molecular function: nucleotide binding. The coding region runs from base 522 to 4571 and encodes 1349 amino acids. The transcript is spliced from 29 exons. Lineage: Eukaryota; Metazoa; Arthropoda; Insecta; Lepidoptera; Bombycidae. The record is from RefSeq and is a predicted model, not a curated record.
GGGAUGAGUUUUUGCGGGCCAAUUACUGUGAAUUUUUGGAAGUAAAUUGUGCAUUAUAACGAAUACACCGCCCACAGACGUCCACGGCUGGACAUAGGCUUCCUCCAAGUCUCACCAAAACGAUCGAUCCUGCGCUGCUUACAUCCAGUAGAUCCCCGAGAAUCUUAUUGGAUCGUCAGUGCAUCUUGUGAGAGGCCUACCCAUGUUACGUCUCCCGGUACGCAGUCGAACUCGAGAACUUUGCGGUCCCAACUACACUUAAAGUCGCAAUCCUUUUGGCUAUGUACCCCAACUUGAAUAGCAUAAAAAUAUCUACGGAAGAAAAAAAUAUAUUAAAUCUCACGACCAUUAUCUCACAAUAAUAGAUUAAUUACAGGAUGUGAUCUAAGUUGUCAGGGUUUGAUUUACUCUGCUGGGAUCUGAUGGUCUACGGGGCUUGCUCUCGGUUGCUUUCUGCUCUGCCAUAAAAUCUUUAAAAAAAAAGGUCUUAUUAAACUAUGUACAACGCAAGAUAAUUGAUUAUGGAUGAUAACAACGAAGAAAUAUUAGGCUAUUCAACUAGACAUGCUCUGAUCAAAUUACGCAACGACAUUAGCGGCGUGAUUGAAGAAUAUAAAAAGAAGAUUCCCACUGGAUUUCGCUUGGCACGUGAUAUUAUUUCGUUUUCAUCAGAGAAGGUUCUACUUUCGGGUGUUGCAUACACAAUUACAUUGAUUUACAUAGUAUGCCUAUUAUUAACAUACCUAUUUGGGGUCUCAGUACAGGCCCAUGCAUAUCUGUUAUGGGAGGCUUUUUUUCUAUUAAUCAUAUUAAUAAUUAACUUUUUGGUGGCAUUUAACGAAGAAUAUUUAUAUCAAAAUGAAAUACCUCAUAGAGUAAAAAAAGUGCUGGAAACAAUGACUAACGCUAUCAAUAGAGUGAAAUGGAAAGAAGAAUAUUAUCCUCACCUAUGUGCACCAUAUUCGCCGUGUGUAACUUUACAAUGGACAUACAGAGAUGGUACUAUAGUCAAUUUACCAUGGGCCUUACUGGUGGAAGGAGAUGUAAUAGUACUAAGGCCCGGACAAGAAGUACCCGGACACUGUAAAGGACUGCAACCCAAUGACCCGGAAUUGUUCUUCGGACAGACAUAUCAGCCGAACUCUCAAAAUAAAGAACAUUGUACAAUUCCACAUAUAAGGGUACCUCAUCAGAACAAAGCUUACAAGAUGUGCGAGACGCCUUACUUGAAGAAUCUAAAGAUGGCACUCGAACAAGCAACAACCAGGCCGGUCACUGUUUUUGAGAAACAAAGGUAUUUGUGCACAGUGAAGGUGAUGGAAGGCAUAGUGCUGCCCCUGGUCAUAUCCUUAGUUGUGGUGGCGAGCUUCCUGCGUCACGUGUACCAUUUGCCCGGCGUGACCCACUGGACGGAGAUAUACUUUCUCCAGACCAUAGCCGCUUCACUGCCCCUAUUGCAAAUCGUGUUCCCCAUAGCUUGGGUCACGCUUAACUGUUACGGAUUGGCGAGAUUCAAGCAAAUAGCAGAAACCCGCCAAAAAUACGUCCGUCCGAAGUCGUGUUCCAUAUCAGAGGACGCGAGCGACCCUCUGCUUCAGGCGCUGAGCGAAUCCAGUCUGAAACCGGAGAGCAUCAAGUCAUUAGCAAAGACAUUCUUCAACAUCUUGACUGGUAGAGAAGACAUGGUAUCUAGGACUGCUAACAUCGUACAUGUCCUGGGAUCUUUGUCUGCUCUAUCGUGUGUGGACAAAAAGGGGAUAUUAUCAUGGCCAAAUCCGACGCCGGAGAAAGUGUUUUUCCUUCGUAAUUCGGAUCCCACAUCGCACAACUCGAGCAAAACUAGUCUGGCCGGCUCCCUGGGUCAUCCCGGAGAUUCGGUACUGGAACAGCCAGAUAACAGGCACCACGAACCGUCUACUGUUGUUGAGGUGUUAGACCUGACCCACGACCAGAACGCGCCGUUCUGCGUGGAGUUCGACGACCAGCGCUGGCGGCGGCACCUGGCGCUGCUGAAGCCGCUGGGGCUGGCGGCGCUGCUCAACACGUGCGCGCCCGCACCCAGACACACGUAUGCGCACUUCUGCGCGCACCUCACCUGCGAAGCUCAGUUGAGUGAAGACUUAGUUCCGGUGACAAAUCGCCGUUGUCUCUGCGAGCUGGCCAAACAAAUAGGAUUCACAGAUUCCGUCGCUGACGCCUACAGCGUGCAGCACUGUUUGUCAAUAUUCAGACAUUUGCGCGCGGACACCAUCCGGCGCGAGACGCGUUUCGUGCGCUCACUGCAACUGAGCACUCGGGUCAAGGUUCCCCUGCCGCAUAUGCUCGCCGUUCUAGUCAAGGACCACGCUAAUCAAUUGCAAAUGCUCACUCAGGGUACCGCAGAUAUAGUGUUAGACUCGUGCGUAGAUUACUGGAACGGGCGGGACUUAACACCGAUAUCUGCUUCCGACCGAAAGAAGAUCAUAGAUUUUUACCAAAGAAACUCACUGACGGCCUAUUGUACCGCUUUCGCUUACAAGCCGGUGACGCGCGGCGUGUCGUCGCCCGUGGCGGACAUGUACCUGGAGGUGCCGGCGGAGGGGCGCGGGGGGCUGACGCCGCGCACGCAGCACUGGCCGGACGCGCCCGCACUGCACUUUCACUCAACUGAUUCCCUACUGUUCAAUGAAGUGACCGACGACGAUGUUGUUGACGCCGAUGGAUAUUUCGAUCUGCAAUGCAAUCAAGUGUUCAUAGGCAUGGUGACGAUGCAGUACCAGGCGCAGAGCGACAUGGUGGAGCUGAUAGAGCGGCUAGAGCGGGCCUGCAUACGCUUCGUCCACUUCAGCAAGGAGAACGAGCUCCGGUCGAGGGUGUUCAGCGAAAAGAUGGGCUUGGAGUCCGGCUGGAACUGUCACAUAUCGCUCAUGAGCGACACCGAAGCCAGCAAAAGCGCAUCGCCGCUGUCCUCGCAGAAUAUCGCGCAGCCAAAGGAACUUAACAACGGGAGGCGGCCCUCUAGGGGCUUCGAAACUUUUGACGCUCUCGGCUUUUGUCAUAGCAAUAGUAUGGCAACAUCGAAAGCGUUGUCUAUGUCGGCGCCGGGAGCGAUCAAUCUAGAUCACACUACCGUCAAAUUCGACAACGAGGUCAAGAAGGCGAGGCACUCCAUCACAACUGGAAUCAAGAUGCAGCGUGGCAGCAUAGCGACGACGCAUCCGUCGGCGGACUCUGCGCUGGACUCGCGCGAGGAGCCGGAGUCCCCGGUGGACGCGUGCCGCUCGCUGUCCUGCCUCACCGACUCCACCGACCACUCGGCGCAGCUCAACUUCGACAUGAGCAAUAGGGCUAAGUUGCCCCGAGGCAUCGAGAACAUCCGACCCCACAUCGAGCAAGUGGACAACGUUCCGCUCCUCGUCUCGCUGUUCACGGACUGCACCGCGCGCUCCGUCCAGCUCAUGAUACAGAUCAUGCAGGAUUACAGCGAGGUGGUUUGCGUGAUGGGCUCCGCGGCCAACUGUCUCAACAUGGAAAUCUUCAUGCAGGCCGACGCUAGCAUCGCGGUUGAGCCUCUAUAUCCGGUACUGUGCCAAAAGAUGCAACCGUACUUGAUUCCCGACUCCUGCAUCGGUCCCAUCGACCUAGCUAGAGCACUCAAUUCGGUCCCCUGUUCUUUGUCGAUGACGCGGGAAUCGGAUCUGUCACUGUUCACAUUAAUAACGACGUCGCGUCACUUCAUGACGUGCCUGUGGAACUGCACCCAGUUCUGGAUAUGUAGCGUUUGUUUCAUAGCCCUGUUACAGACAGGUUCCCUGUGCGGGUUCUUGCCGCUGGCGCUGAGCGUGGGUGGCGCGGCGUGGUGCGGGCUCGUGUCGGUGCCGCACGUGGCGGGCGCGCUCGCCCUUGCCCCCCCGCACCCCGCGCUCUCCCAGCGCGCCGCCACCAGGCCAGACCAUCAGCUGAACCUCAAGAUGGCGGUGUUCGUGUUCUGGUGCUACGCGUGCAAGUUCGUGCCGGCCGCCGUCUCCAUCCUCGUGCUGUACGGGCUGACGCUGCGCAGCUUCUGCGAGCAGAUCGCGGCCGCCACCAACGCGACGUCGUGCUGGAUCGUGUACCCGGUGAACGUGGGCGCGUUCCCGCCCAGCCACGACCUCACCGCGAGGAGCUGGCACGGCUGGGGCGACGACUUCUACGACGGAUUCUAUUUGACCCAACAUAUCGUGCUCGCUUUGAUAACUUUGCAUUUAAUUGUGAUCUCAUUAUCAUUCGUCCAUCGCUACUCGUCGAUAUGGCAACGUGGCUUCUGGACCAAUCGGGCGUGGACCAUCACUGUUGUCGUUCUACUGGUAGUCCAGUGCGCGUUCAGCGGCGUGAUGCUGAGCGGCACGUACGGGUCGUGCGCGCGCUGGUCGGUGUGCGCGCUGCGGUACCGCGUGCCGUGGCCGCUGCUGCUCGCGUACGCCGCCUCGCUGCUGCUCGUGCUCGCGCUCAACGAGCUCAUCAAGUGGCAGGAGAUCAAGGCAGACAAACGGAAUCAACGCCGCGCCCGUCUCGACUUCGGAACCAAACUGGGAAUGAAUUCUCCAUUCUAAACUCGACUGCUACGUCUAGUCAAUUAGCUUUAGUAGAGUAAGCUGUUUCCUAAUCAAGCCGAUACGAAUAGUUUUUAAGGAAUACUGACUGUGUACUUUAGUACCUAUUUUGUACUUAUUUUACUAGUUUACAUAACGAUGUUUUGACGAUUUUAAAUAAAUAUUUUGAAAUGAUGA